Molecule: messenger RNA, 2476 nt
Organism: Nymphaea colorata (pocket water lily)
Lineage: Eukaryota; Viridiplantae; Streptophyta; Magnoliopsida; Nymphaeales; Nymphaeaceae
Product: pentatricopeptide repeat-containing protein At2g06000-like
Exons: 2
Coding region: 285-1922 (545 amino acids)
Molecular function (GO): protein binding
Source: RefSeq, a predicted model, not a curated record
CACACCCGGCUACAAGGCUGCCCUACCUAAACUAAAAUCUGCCCUCCUCUGUCCCCUCCCAAAACCCUCUUACCCUCGCUUGCUCUCGUUCUCUCUGCCAUGUUGCCUUUGCCUUGCUCGCGAUGAGGAAGACGGAAUGGUGGGCGGGACGCUCGGAAGACGCGCUAGGCUUCUUCUGCAGUGGUGUUGGCGGCGAUGGUGAUGAUGAUGACGACGCCGGUACACGGAGCAGCGCCGCCUUCGGAUGAUCUUUUUCCUCGUCUUCCCUAUGCGGACAUGCCUCAAUGCUUCUCCUGCGCCUGAGACACAGACGGUUUCUCGGCGCUCCCCCCUUCCAUCAUUUCCUGUCGAACGCCGCGGACCCUAGCUCCUACCCUGAAGUAUACCCGGAAAACCCUAACCCCUGGAUCGUUAAGGUCAUCGUCUCACUUUUCGCUCACGGGGGCCGGGGUUCUCCGUCGGAGGCCCGGGCCAGAUUCCUACGCGGGUCGCUGAAUGCGGAGCUCGCGUUCCAUGUGAUCAAGUGCAUGGACGAUCCUGCUUCGAUGCUGGAGUUCUUCCACGUGACGGAUGCGGAGCUUGAUUUCCAUCAUUCUGUGCACGCCUACAACCUAUUUGUUAGAAAAUUCAGUUCUUCAGGGCAUUGCGAUGCGGCGCGGAGAGUUUUCCACACCAUGAGAAGCAAAGCACAUUUGGUGUGUGCGUCCAGUUUGAAUUCUUUGGUUUCUUGUGUCGUUCGAUCUGGUGAUCUUGAUGCUGCAAUUGGUUUGGUUGCUGAAGCUCGGGACUUGAAGUGUAGGCUGGGUGUGGUAGUGGUCAAUCUUCUGUUGAAUGUUUUGAUCCGGAAGAACCGGGAGGAUGAGGCAGUUCGUUUACUGAGGGAGUGGUCGGGAAUGGUGUUCAGUCCAGAUACUUGCUCCUUCAAUAUCAUCAUCAGAGGUCUGUGUAGGAAGGGGAAAGCCUUUGAGGCAUUUGAUUUUCUUGCUGAAAUGAAAGCUUUUGGUUGCUCACCUGACACUAUUACAUACAACACUUUCAUAGAUGGGUUAUGUCGAGCUGAUGAAGUGGAUAGAGCGCAUGCUUUGCUGAAAGAAGUUAUUUCUAGUAAAGUUUGCUGGUUGGAUGUAGUAUCCUUUACAUCUCUUAUUUCAGGUUAUUGUAAGGUGGGAAGGAUGGAAGAGGCUGCUAAGCUAUACAAGGAAAUGGUUGAUUGCGGCAAGAGACCCAAUACUGUGACUCACAAUGUCCUUAUAGACGGUUACGCAAAGAUAGGAGAUAUGACAUCCGCCAAGCGUGUCUACGAGCAAAUGAUAUUUCAGGGAUGUCCGGCGGAUGUGGUUACCUUUUCAACUUUGAUAGAUGGUUGCUGCCGAAAUGGACAGUUUGAUGACGCUAUGGGCCUUUGGCAUGAAAUGGGUUGUCGAGAUAUAUCUCCAAAUGAAUAUACUUUUGCCAUUCUUCUCAAUGGCUUGUGCAAGCAAAAUAGGUUAAGUCAGGCCCGCGAUCUUCUGAGGCAGUUAAAAUACAGUAAUCUUGUUCCCCAACCAUUUAUGUACAACCCUGUGGUAGAUGGGUUCUGCAAGGCAGGAAAUGUGGACGAAGCAAACAUAAUUUUCUCCGAGAUGGAGGAAAAGCGAUGCUCUCCUGAUAAAUGGACAUAUACUAUCUUAAUCAUUGGUCAUUGCAUGAAAGGAAGAAUGACUGAAGCUGUUAAUCUUUUUCAUAAGAUGUUGGAAGUUGGUUGUAUACCUGAUGAAAUUACAGUAAUAUCUCUAGUCUCACGCCUUUUGAAGGCUGGGAUGCCAGCUGAAGCAAACCAAGUUGUAAUUACAGUUUCAUUUGAUGACUUCAGUGUUGGUUCAACGCAUUUUAAGAAAUGUUCCUUACUAGGAAAAUCUGGAGGGAUUCUGGCGGCUAUUUGAUAAAGCUCCUUCUUAUGAAGUGCUUGUCAGUGUCCGUUAAAGCUUAACCAGUUUGUACGAAUGUUGGAUGUUGUAAGCAGGGAUUAUUUUGUGCACUUUGUUCAUAAUGGAGCAAGCUUCUAACAGUUGAGCAAAGGCUAGUGCUGAAAGGACCAUAACCAAAGGAAUUCCACCUGACAAAUUCAGAUACGCUGCAAACAAGUGCCCACUUAGGCUUUGGGUUUUAUCUUUCUGGUACAACUGCAGUUUGAGAGGCCCUUUAGCAAAAUAUGCAAGUGGAUUAGAUUCAGCUUACUCUUGAAGGUUUGAGCUUUGGAUGCUUUUAUCUCCACGGCCAUUACUUUGAUGUUGUAUUCAUCAACUGUAGUUUCUACAGAAAUUUUGUUCGCCCUUGUUAGAGUAUGUCCAUGCCCUUGCUUUAGGAUAAUUAGCAUUUGAGUGCCUUCUUGGAUGGGUCUGUGAUUGCUGUUAACAGCAGGAGCUGAUAAAGUAGUAGAGUUACAGCUUGUGGAUAAAUUGAUCUAAAAAAUUAGAAAUAAAGCAUUUUUCUACCA